Lindgomyces ingoldianus is the source of this 936-nucleotide messenger RNA. RefSeq lists its product as uncharacterized. The coding region runs from base 1 to 936 and encodes 311 amino acids. NCBI's taxonomy places the organism in Eukaryota, Fungi, Ascomycota, Dothideomycetes, Pleosporales, Lindgomycetaceae. The record is from RefSeq and is a predicted model, not a curated record. Gene Ontology annotation, molecular function: protein binding. The transcript is spliced from 6 exons.
AUGUUAGUUCUCCUACUCUUUCUCAAAUGUUGGCAUCUGAAAAUGAGUCCCAACUUCCCUCGAUAUGGGAAAUACAUAGUCUCGUUAAGUGUGACAUGCAACAUCGUCACGGUAGUUCGUUGCCUGGAUAAUGCUAUCAUUUCAUGGACAUACGUUGACCAAAAUGCCCACGAAGCGUUCUUCGCAGCCGAUAACCGGACAAUAUGGGUUUGCACAAGGGGCGUCGAUACUAUUGAGCUUGUCGACGGUUUUAGUGGUACUAUCGUUGGCAAGAUCUCUUCAUACGGUGGACCGAGUAAAGUAUUCUUCAGUCUAGACAGGAAAACCGCCUAUGUGAACCACAUUGGUUCCCCAUACCUGGAAAUUAUCGACGCUGCGCAUCAAAUGCUCGGUAAAGUUACGGUCAUAUCCACCGCUUCAAGGAGGAUUAUCGGGGUCCUAGACGCAGGCCUGGAAACGAAUCAUCCGAGUUUCGCAGAGCUGAACGGAACAACCCAUGCCUUCGUCACUGCAGCAGCCUUAAACGCAACAAGAGUCUACAAACAGCCUGAUCCUGAACAAGUCCUGGCGUAUGAAGGUGAGAUUCCGUCCAGUGGUGUACAACCUCAUAUCAUCGAUCUCCAGAACAGCUUAAGAGUCGCGAAAACUCUGGAUGUUGAGAAGCAGGGUCUGCAAUGCAAAGCGGAGAAUAAGCUGCUGGUCGUGGAGGUUUCGGACAGAGGUGGUGAUGUGACGGCGUCAGCGUUAGUGACGAUCAGACCAGCAGUCAGGCUCGAUAUGUUUCAGAUUAUUGGGAGGAAUCUGAAGUUGAAUACGACGUACACAGUUGGGGGGAAUGUAGGGAAUCCGCGGGUCAGGAGUGCGCCGCAAGUGUUGGGGUUCUUUAAGUUCAAAGGCAUAUACGGUGUAGAUUCAAUCAAGUUAGUAAGAAGGUAG